AUGUCGCGCAUACACUGGCGGCACUUUUCGUCCUCCCCAACUCGCAGUUCAGCAUUCGCUCGUCGAUGGUAUCACGAUUCGGCGCCCCAAAAGACAGGAUCGAGACGAGUCUUGUCAAAGAACACAUUCCGCUACAUUCGUUGCCAAGGAGACUUUCGCUUUCUUCCGACAAGUGAGCCGGAAAACAUCCCUUCAUUCAGAAGUCAUACCUGGUCAGAAGCCCGGGCUCGAGUCAAAACGCGCAAGUUGUCUUCUCAAGAAAAUGUGCGGCACAGCUCCUCCUCGUCGUCGUCGGAGUUUGACAAGGAUCCACCCGAGCUGAACCAUCUCACAACAGACGGUGAAGCCCACAUGGUUUCGAUCUCGGGCAAGGUUCCAACAAGACGGUCGGCCACAGCAACGACGGUCCUCUUGUUCUCUGACCCUCAAACAUAUAGAGCCUUGCUCGCAGCUCGUCUGCGCAAGGGCGACGCCAUAGCUGUGGCUCGCAUUGCCGGGAUCCAAGCUGCCAAGAAGACGGCCGACCUGAUUCCGCUUGCACAUCCAGGCCUAUGUAUUACGGGGGUGAGAGUCCAUCUGGAACCGUUCAUGAGUGAUCAACUCCCCAAGCCGUUCACCGCGGGGCCCCUGGCACUGGGCCAAGACGCGUUGAAGUAUGGCGGCGUCGCCGUCACGGCUACCGUGGACUGUGAAGGCAAAACAGGCGUGGAAAUGGAAGCCAUGUCGGCCGCGUCCGUGGCCGGAUUGACCAUGUACGACAUGCUGAAGGGCGUGGACAAGGCCAUGGUCCUGACAGCGACUCGGGUCGUCGCCAAGAGCGGCGGCAAGUCUGGAGACUGGGUGUGGGAUGAAAAGUCAAACUCCAUUGUGAAAGUCGGCGUUGCCGUCGACGACAAUAGGGCGGUGGACCGAGCGGGGCCGGCGGCCACGCCAAAACGUCGCGACACUAAGACGAGCUUGACGAACGCCAUCAAAGCCGAUGAUGACGCGGACGUGUUACGAGCUCUGGAGCAACAAUAUCACGAGAUCAAGAAUAAGAAGAUUGCCAGUUGGACCUCCCACAUGCAAAGGGAGAUUGACAACGGUGUUCUCAUGCCGAACAUCCAUUAUCAUUGGGCGCGGUGGCCUGUGACGACGACGCCGCCUCACAGCGGCAGCGGCAGCGGCGGCGGCGGCGGCGGCGGCAGACCAGAUACAAAAGAAGAACGACGGGCCUCGUCCACCACCACCACUACUAGUAGUAGUCCGGCUGUCCCCAACUUUGCGACGAACGAGCAGCACGAACAGGCCGAAGCAGUUGCAGUACCGGUCGAGUCCAAGAUGGCUCGAAGAGCAGGGGACUGCGAGGCUUCGGAUUCGUUCACGACGACCCUCUUGCGCCGAGGCAGAGUUGGUACUCGUGAAUUCCUCUCUACGAGACGCCAGCGGUUGGUGGACAUGCUUGAGAAUGGGGGAGUUCCAUUAACGACGGAGCGAGGUUCUUAUUAG
Exophiala spinifera is the source of this 1488-nucleotide messenger RNA. RefSeq names its product molybdenum cofactor biosynthesis protein C. The transcript has a single exon. Gene Ontology annotation, biological process: Mo-molybdopterin cofactor biosynthetic process. Bases 1 to 1488 code for a protein of 495 amino acids. NCBI's taxonomy places the organism in Eukaryota, Fungi, Ascomycota, Eurotiomycetes, Chaetothyriales, Herpotrichiellaceae. The record is from RefSeq and is a predicted model, not a curated record.